Maudiozyma saulgeensis is the source of this 756-nucleotide messenger RNA. Lineage: Eukaryota; Fungi; Ascomycota; Saccharomycetes; Saccharomycetales; Saccharomycetaceae. The record is from the annotation of a GenBank genome assembly.
AUGUUUAAGAAAAGAUCUAAACUUUCAGGAAAUUCGUCUGACAUAAAGAGAAGAAAGUUACCUGUGGAAAAUGUUGAAUCUGAUGAAGAUCAAAGGGUAACGACCAGUAUCCCCGGGUUUAAAAAGAGACAGCUAUUAGGUAAGAAAGAUCCCUCGUCACUGGAAAGUAAGAAAAAUACAAGUAAUGAAACAAUAUCUGAUACCUCGAAAUAUACUCUGAUAGAUAGUAAUACUGCCAUUAAAGCCGAUAUCUUAAACUCCGAAGAUAAAGGGAUCAUUAAGAGUAAUGAGUCUACUAAUUCAAAGGAAACAACAAAGAAAAGUAUAUCUGAUAAAAUCACACAAGCAGCUAAUUUGAAGACAACUAUAUUUACUGAUUAUCAACCUGAUAUAUGUAAGGAUUAUCAACAAACUGGGUUUUGUGGAUAUGGUGACAGUUGUAAAUUUCUUCAUUCGAGAGAUGAUUUUAAAGCAGGAUGGAAAUUAAAUACCGAUUGGAAAGUUGAUGUAAUAGAAAAUGGAGAUAAUGAAAUAAUAUCGAAAGAUGUCCCAUUUAAAUGUGUUAUUUGUAAAGAGGAUUAUAAGGAUCCUAUUGUAACUAAUUGUGGUCAUUAUUUUUGUAGAGCAUGUUUCACUAAGAGGAUUGAUAAAGAUUUAAGUUGUUUUAUUUGUAGAACUAAUACAAAUGGUGUUGCAAAAAUUGCAAAGGAUUUGAAAAAAAAAUUACGCAAAAUGAAAGAGUCUACCAAAGAUUAA